CAUGACUAAGUAUUAAUCACGGGAAAUGAAGACUAAAAAACUGAUAAAUAAUUCCCUGUGAUUAGAAACAUACAACUAAAUACAUGAAAUUUUCCCGUGGUUAUUAAUGUACUUUCUAAUACAGGAAAAAUUACCGUGAAUAAGAUACCGUGUUUAGAAACCUGUUUUCCUGUAGUGCAAUAUGAACUAUUAUGAGUCAUGUAUUCUUGUUAUGAUCAGACUUUUGUGAACUAUUAUUAGUCUUUUGUAUGACAGGACCAUGAUAUUUGAAUUUUAAAUCUUAUAAUUAUCAUAAUAUGCUAAAUUAAUAUUUUAUAAUGUUAUGUGCACUAUUAGGUUGAUGAUGUAUCUAAAUAAAUAUUUGAUGAUAUUAUAUGCGUUAAUAGGUUGAUGAUGUAUAUUAUUAUACUAAGUCAAUAAUUGAUGAUGUAAUGAUCAGACUUUAGUGAACUAGAAUUUCAAAUGUCAAUUUUUGGUUUAUCUUGAUCGAAUUCCUUCUAUUAUAGUCGGGCUGCGGGUUGGUCGGGUUACGGGUUCGGGUUAGUCGGGUUGCGGAUUGGUCGGGUUGCAGGUCGAUCGGGUUACGGGUCGAUCGGGUUGCGGGUUGGUCAGGUUGUGGGUCGAUCGGGUUGCGGGUCGGGCGGGUUACGGGUCAUUGACUUUUAGUCAAAUCGGGUUGCGGACGGGUUGCGGGUCGAGUUGAUCGGGCGGGUUACUCGGGCCGGGUUACAUUUUGACAGCUCUAGCUACCAUGUCUUUGAGGUCACUUGCAGCAUCUACUGGUGCAAAGUGCAAACAUGCAUGCAGCUGAUCAAGGGCGAUUUAGGUGGGAUGUUAUCGAUGUCCGGCGAUAGUGUGAUGAUGAAGCAAGUGCAUGCACCAGACGGCAAAGAAGUCUACUUGGCCCCACCUCUCCACAUAGUUGAAGACAUCCUUAAUCGUGCCAGUGCCACCCUCCAAGUUGAAUGACGAUUGCUGGUAUGGUGUACCAUAAGUUAAAGAGCUUCUCAAGAAAACAAAUGCAGUUUGAACGAGUGUUUCUUCCUUUCGUCUUCUAAUCAGUUUUGUGUUUGUUUUGAGUCGGAAAAAGGCUAACCAAGCACAUGCAGAAUUGGAGGAGAUCGAAGAACCACCAGAUCAGCUACCGGCCCAUAGAGCUUGAUUUUCUGUCCUAUACCAUUGACAGAAUUUCUUGUGAGAUUAGUUAAGAGGAAAAUAUAUCAAAAUAGGGUUAUGAAUGGUAUUUGCAGUUCGUUUUAACAAACAACACGCGUACAUAUACUGCGACUUUUGAUAAAUAAGUCCAUGUACGUAGUAUAUAUGUCACUUUCAUCCAAAUUCAAUACUUGUUGGCUGGACUCAGACUUAGUAAGUCAUGUCGUAGACGAAUCAACGCUAUGUAUGGUUGGGAAUCUUUGUUUCCAGAUAGCCUACAAGGCACUUGGAGGAUCGGAGCAGAUGCACACGGCACAACCAUGACAAUACUCGAGACACUCACCAGCUUCAAAUGGGAUGCUAAGCCCCUUAGCAGCAUUUGCACUCCAUUCCGUCCCAUUGAAGCCUCGAUUCGAUCCCUUUCACAAGAUCAUCGAUCAAGGCCAUCCUGGAGGUCGCUUGGAGUUAGGGGUGGCCAUACAGUCCGGUUCGGUUAAAUUGGCCCAGAUUGAUCCGGUCCAGUCUUGUCUUUUUGAAAAUAUAAGAACCAAAGAUUGGAUUGGAUACAGUCCAGUCUUGAUCCGGUCCGGUCCCAAUUCGGUCUUGAUUUUAUAUUGAGCUUGUGAGGAUUUGAGUGGCCUAAGGCUUGAAAGAGUGAGGAGUUGGUUAAGUUUUGUACUAAGUGCAAAGGUUUGUGACCGUUUAUGCAAAUUACCCUUAAGUUUUUGGUGUUGAGCUCUCUCUUAUCCGGUCUUUAUCCAGUUUUUGAUCCGGUCCCCGAACGAUUUUUUACCUCAAAUCUAAGCCCAAAGAUUGGGUCGGAUUGGAUUGUUUACUAUCCGGUCCCGGUCCGAUCUCGAUCCGGGUUAUACGGUCCGGUUUCGAAUAAAACCAAAAAAACCCGGAUCAAAUAGCCAGCCCUACUUGGAGUGUGGUUAAGCUCAACGAGCUUAGCACCUUCAUAGUUCAUACAUGUUCCCGCUGCUGUCUACUAUAACCAUGACACCCAUUGUGGCUUGCGCGACAAGAGAAUGGGCCAAGCCCAGGGGUUGCUUUGCAGCCGUUUCUAUAACCGCUUCCGGGCUUUGGUUUGAAACUUUUGACGGCAAAACAGUCCAGCAGCUUCUUUUAUAACCCCUGGCCUGCUCAAUUUCUUUCCAACUACAUUUUUUCCAAGUACGAUUUUUUCCCUUCCAAAUACGUUUUUUAUUCAAACGAAACAUUAUCGGGAGCUUUUAAAAAAAAAAUUGAACGAGGAAGAGCUCUCCUCUUGGCCUGAGAUUUCUCCUUCAGUGGUACGUCUUCCUCGUCGAUCGUGAACUCCGGCGGUCAUACGUCUUCCCCGUCGUUCUCGAACUUCAGAGGUCGUACGUCUUCUCCAUCGACCGUGAAGCUUUUGCUGCUGCUCCUAAUUUGACCUACAUUACCACGUUCUCUCGACCUUUUCCUGGUAAUCUCUCUAACCUAAUUUCGAGUCUUAUUCAGUUAUUAAUAUUCCGAGAUUUGAUUAUGCGUGUGGAUUGAUCGAACUGCAGAUUCUGAAUUAGGGUGAAGUGGCUAACAGUGAGAUUCGAAUUUCGUUCUCCUUUCCUUCAAUCGAUGCACUUCGCGAAUCGCCGACGAUCCAUCCCGAAAUCAACAGCAGCCGGCCGUCUGGGAUUUUGUCAAUUUGCACGUGAGUCCAUCCCUCUUCCUCUUUUAUUAAUUCUCUGCUCUCACAAUAAUAGAUAGGUUCAAUGCAUGGAAGCCUAUGCUGUUCUUCUUUUCCAUCCACAUAAUCGAACUCUAUCUUCAUAGUUGGGUGCAACAAAAUAUACUAUUAAGAAUGAUAACAAUGCUUCCUCUAUGCAGCAAGAGUGACCAUGAUCACAAUGCUCCCAAGAAUAAAGAAUGAUGCUGACAAUGCUUCCUCUAUGCAGCAAGAUUGCUUAAUAUACUAUUAAGUAGUUGUUGAGAUGCACUUGGCUGUAACUUCUAUCCAAUGAAGAUUUAGCAGCCAGAUGAUCCAUUUACCAACUUUUAUCCCAUUAUCAUAUUGAAAAAAUCAUAACAAGCAUGUAGAGUUUACUAUAUCCGUGUCAUUCUUGGCUGCCAGCACAUGUCCCUUCAAUACCAAUUUGUAUAAUUCUUAGCUGGUCAUGUACCUAGAUAUUCUAUUGUCCUCGUUUUUUUAGCUUGAGUGUUGAUUGUUUGCAUGUGGCUGAUCAUUAUUGUCCUUUAAAAAUUAAGUUCAUAGAUUCAUUGGCAGUAUUGCUCGGAAAUCUGUUCAUAUAAUAUACUGUUUGAGUUUGUAUAAUGUGUAGAGAUUGUUUGGUGGGUUAGCAUUGAUGUUAGUGGAUUGUUUCAUCUAUGUUGGGGUUCUCCUUAAGAUGAUAUCAUAAUUGAGGUUCUAGGUUUUCCUGUUAUGCUAUUAGACAAACAAGUUUGGCAACUUGAUAUCAUAAGUUCAGAAAUGAUUAUAAGACAAAAUAUCCUAUCGUAUGUUCAGCUACUUAGCAUUGACGAAUUCCUUUUUUUACCUUUCUGAACAUUGUAGGCUAAAAGAGGGAUUUUACAGUCAAUAUUUGUUUGGUUCUUCCUCGCAAUAAUCAUCUCCUUCAAGGUACACUUCUUCUAAUUUCAGGGUUUCCUUUGAAUUUGUUGGCUGUUGUUAUGUGUUAUUCUUACUGUCUGUUGCUGCUGAGUGUAUAGUAACGUGAGCACUGAUUUUCCUACUAAAAGACUUCCAUUCACUCUCUCGGUUUGAGAAUACAAGCUGAAAACAGUAUAAAAAACUCCUGAAAACAUUUAAUUUUGCAGCACCCUAACCUUCACUUCUUCUCCUCCCUCUUCUGUAAACUUAGAAAACUAAUCUUCUAAGUUUGUUCUUUUUAAACUCUUACAAUUGUUGAAUACUUAUUCUGUGCAUGAAUUAGAAUAUAUGUACAGCUUAACCCAGCAAAUGUAAUCUUACAAUCUGAUAUGGUUUAUACUUGAUAACUAAUUUUGUGUAGGAAAAGGCGCAUACUCUUCGACAUGAAGGGUCUACUAAUAAUGACCAAAUCUUUCAGAAGCUACAUGGUCCAGAGCAUUUGGAGAGGGUUCGUUGUGCUGCCUUGGGAACAAUCCCAUCGACCUAUUUUGUGCCUUCUUCUUCCUCAGCUUCAACAAAUUCUACCACGACAUCAUGCUCUGCUGAGGUAGUCACUCUAGGUAUUGAAGUGGUUGAACCGAGAAGUGAAGUGGUUGAACCGAGAAGUGAAGUGGUGGAACUGAAAAGUGAGUUGGUAGAACUGAAAAGUGAAGUUGACGUUCACGUGUAUUUUUGUGCAUUACAAUUUAUAGAUUAAUCUCAUGGUUCAUUCUUUCUAUGUGGCCUUAGAACUUAUGCAGGUGCCAACUAUUGAAUACGAAAGCAUAAAUAAGUUGCAUGGCACCAAGGUACCAAUGGAGACUUAUAUUCUUUUUUCUUGUCUGUUGCAUCUCCAUUUCAAUUUCCAUGAAGAAGUUUUAGAACACAUGGAAAUAUCUCAUUUCUUUCAUACUUUGCAGCAGAUUUCCAGAUUAUCUCAAGUAGACCCAGGAAGCCAUUUCAGAAUAGACAAACAACCCUUUCGGUCAAUCAGUGUUGUUGUGCACGUGCGAAAUGUGUGGAGACAAGUAAGCUAUUUCACAAGAUGGUGAAACCAUUACUAAGUACAUGGAUCGAAUGCGUGCUUUUAAGAGAGCUUUCAUUCCUAGUAAGAAGCAUUCCCUAGGCUAUAUAUGAUCCGAAUCCACUCCUAUCCUGUCAUCUACAAUAUUUUUUAUAUGUGUUUAUCAUUGGACAGCAGUGGCACAGAGUGGGGAAGCUGUGAUUAGGAGACUGCUCUGAUGAGACAUAUCCAGUGACGUACAUCUACAUCAAUACUUAUUGGAACUCUCAGCCUCAGGUAUAAUCUUCUUACUGCAUCCCUUGGACAAUGAAUAAUGAAACUAAGUAAUAUUUCUUUCCCAUUCUCUUUCAAAUCUAUUGAAUAGUGGUGCUUGGAGAUGGUGUUUGAGUGACCAUAUGGUGGUUGAGCAAAGGCAACGAGCGGAGAUACAAGGAGCCCGAGUGAUUAAUUUAUGUGAUUGAUUGAUUGUUUUCCUUCCUUUGGAUCUUUUCAUGCUUCUCUUUCAUUAUGCGCAGUGUUCUCUGGUUAUGAUACUGUUCUGCUUUCCAUGGUGCAGGAACCUUUGAGAUCAAUGGGGAAUCAGGUAAUUUCAGGUUGCUAAACUAGCACUAUCAUGAUUUAUUUUAACUUUGGAUUUUUGGGCUUUGCCUAUGGCUGCUGGUUUGAUUUAGGAAUUUUACUGGUGUAGGUGGUAUUAUUGAUUCACAAUACCAUAACAAACAGGGGAAUGCAGGACAAGCACCAAUAAAACUGAAAACUGAGAGAAAACCGUCAAGGGGGAACCAACAACAUUAAGAUGAAUUUUAUACAUGUGCAUGUUUUCACUUAAUCAUUUGAAGUUUCAUCAUUACAUUAAUUGCAGGUUUGUUCUCAUUGAAUCGUGAAGUUAUCCAUUCUGUUCUUCAAGAGCUGAAACAUGUAGUCAUUGAUUCAUAUAUGAUUCCAUUUUGUUGCCUUGAAUUCAGCUAGUAGCAGUGAUGGGAAUUUUAUUUGUUUCGUUGGCUUUUAACAGGUUAAGAUGGAAUGCAAUACAUGAUGUGGGUGAUUCAGAAGACAACGAAGUUUUGACUGCAAAUUGUUUGUUCUUAGUUUGAACCGAACAAAGUUUUGACUGCAAAUUGUUGGUUUUUACUUUUUAGUUUGAACCACGUACUACUUUGUUAAUUUCCUACCUAGUAAUGUGUUAUGUCGACUGCUGAAAUUCUGUGGUAUAUUUAUAAUGGUUGAUGUCACUUUUGAAGGGUUGUGCAUUGAAACAUGGCAUACUAAAAUUUUCCAGCAAAUUUAUUAUCAAGCAAAUUAAAUAAAACGCUGGAGUAAUCAAUAGAAGGGGAUUUGAAACCGUUAAAACGGCUGCAAAUUUUGAUUUGACGGUCGGCAAUUAUAGCAACUACAGCCAUUAGAACCGCCGCAAGAACUGCCGCAAGGGCAUUCACCAGCAGUUGAGUUAACCACUGUCAUAAAUUUGAGGCGGUCGGUUUUGCAUCGGUCCCCAGCGGUCAAUAAACCCCUGCCGGGAAAAUUGUCAGCGGUUUGUAUGGUCGCUAAAACUAUAAAAAAACCCUGCUGUUGGUUUUUUUUUUUUUUUUCUGUGUGUGGUGAGAUUACUCUGCUCACCACCAUGGGACAUGAGUAUGGCUUUCUUUUUUGCAGAACUUGGCAUCAUAAAUAUUUUUUGUUUCAUAAUUAAAUAUGGCAAAUACCAAUCCAUCUCAUUCCUGAACCCACAAAACUUGCCUGUUUGGCACCUCAAUUCAGAAGUCAUUGGUAAGUUUUGAUGAGUCUCGCUUUGAAGUAGGGAUGGCAAUGGGGCGGGUUGGGGCGGGUUUUGUCAAACCCAAAUCCAUGGGUUUAUCCGUCAAAAAAAUCCGGGGUAAAACCUGUUAGGUUUGAAAAACUCAAACCCAACCCAACCCGUUGGGUAUCCGCGGGUUCAUGCGUACCCGUGGGUUUUUGUGGUAAAAAUUUACAAUAACAAGUUUCUUUCAAAAUAAAAUUUUAACAUCAAU
Molecule: messenger RNA, 6799 nt
Organism: Linum trigynum
Lineage: Eukaryota; Viridiplantae; Streptophyta; Magnoliopsida; Malpighiales; Linaceae
Source: the annotation of a GenBank genome assembly